This is a messenger RNA of Myripristis murdjan (pinecone soldierfish), 1460 nucleotides long. RefSeq names its product calsequestrin 2 (gene casq2). Gene Ontology annotation, molecular function: calcium ion binding. Gene Ontology annotation, cellular component: sarcoplasmic reticulum lumen; Z disc. NCBI's taxonomy places the organism in Eukaryota, Metazoa, Chordata, Actinopteri, Holocentriformes, Holocentridae. The transcript is spliced from 11 exons. The coding region runs from base 51 to 1334 and encodes 427 amino acids. Gene Ontology annotation, biological process: regulation of cardiac muscle contraction by regulation of the release of sequestered calcium ion. The record is from RefSeq and is a predicted model, not a curated record.
UCUAUACAUUUUACUCUGUGACUUUUGGGGGUGUGUGGCAGCCGUGGACCAUGCGCUCCCUGUGGUUGUUCCUGCUCCCUUGCCUGAGCCUUGUGCAUCUGGCACCGGCUGAGAAGGGCCUGGAGUUCCCUCACUAUGACGGUAAAGACCGUGUUCUGGACAUCAAUGACAAGAAUUACAAGAAGGCCUUGAAGAAGCAUAGCAUGCUGUGCCUGCUCUACCACGAGCCUAUACCAGACAGCAAGGAGCUGCAAAAACAACACCAGAUGACUGAACUAGUGCUGGAGUUGGCAGCCCAAGUCAUGGAGGAGAAAGACAUCGGGUUUGGAAUGGUCGAUUCCAACAAAGAUGCCAAGGUGGCUAAAAAACUGGGUCUGGAAGAAGAGGGCAGUGUGUAUGUUUUCAAGGAGGACCGAGUGAUCGAAUUCGAUGGCUUGCUCUCUGCUAACACCCUGGUGGAGUUCUUGCUGGAUUUGAUGGAGGAGCCGGUGGAGGUGAUAGAUAAUGCUCUGGAGCUGAGAGCCUUUGAUAGAAUGGAGGAGGACAUCCGUCUUAUUGGUUACUUCAAGAGCGAAGACUCUGAGCACUACCAUGCAUUCAAAGAAGCUGCAGAGCAGUUCCAGCCCUACAUCAAAUUCUUUGCCACUUUUGAGAAAUCUGUGGCCAAGGAGUUGACACUUAAAAUGAAUGAGGUGGACUUCUAUGAGCCCUUCAUGGAGGAGCCUGUCACCAUCCCGGGCAAGCCACACUCCGAGGAAGAACUGGUGGAAUUCAUAACUGAGCACAGACGACCAACCCUGAGAAAGCUGCGUGCAGAGGACAUGUUUGAGACAUGGGAGGAUGACAUUGAAGGGAUCCACAUUGUGGCCUUUGCAGAGGAGGAGGACACUGAUGGCUAUGAGUUCCUGGAGGUCCUGAAGGAGGUGGCCCGCGACAACACUCACCUGCCUGACCUCAGCAUUGUCUGGAUUGACCCUGAUGACUUCCCCUUGCUGAUUCCCUACUGGGAGAAGACUUUCAAGGUGGACCUGUUCAGACCACAGAUUGGAGUUGUCAAUGUCACUGAUGCCGACAGUGUGUGGAUGGAGAUGGACGAUGAAGAGGACUUGCCCUCUGCACAGGAGCUGGAGGACUGGAUUGAGGAUGUGCUCUCUGGCAAAGUCAACACUGAGGAUGAUGAUGAUGAUGACGACGAUGACGAUGACGAUGAUGACGAUGAUGAUGACGACGAUGACGACGACGACGAUGAUGAUGAUGACGAUGAUAAAGACGAUGAUGAUGACAAUGAUGAUGAUGAUGAUGACGACGAGGAUGACGAUGAUGAUGAUGAAUAACUCAUAAACUGUGAAUUGUAAAUCUUUAUUGGUCCAUUCACUGACUUCAGGCUGAGUGGACAGAUCUGGAUUUGAGUCAUCUCCAUCACAAUAAAUCCAUUAUAACAAACAAAUACAGUUUACUUU